AUGCGCGCCUCCAUGGACGCCCCCUCUGCCCGCAGAUCCGCCGCGCCGGACCCGGGCGCCGCCCCCAAGAAGCCGCGCCUCCUCGCGCCCCCGCCAUCCAGGGACCCCAGAUCCUCCUACGCCGCCGCCGCCAACGGUGCCAGAGCCAGCGCGGAUGCGGCGGCGGAGCAGCAGGCGCAGGUGGACGAGCUGGUGGCGCAGUACCGGACGGCGCUCGGGGAGCUCACCUUCAACUCCAAGCCCAUCAUCACCAACCUCACCAUCAUCGCCGGCGAGAACCUCCACGCCACCAGGGCCAUCGCCGCCCUCGUCUGCAACAACAUCCUCGAGGUUCCAAGUGAUCAGAAGCUACCAUCUCUUUAUCUGCUUGACAGUAUAGUCAAGAAUAUUGGAAAAGAUUAUAUUAAACAUUUUUCUGCAAGAUUACCUGAGGUUUUUUGCAAGGCAUAUAAACAGGUUGAUCCUCCUGUACAUUCUAGCAUGAGGCACCUUUUUGGAACAUGGAAAGGAGUGUUUUCUCCAGCUUCACUUCAAAUGAUUGAAAAGGAACUUGGUUUUCAAUCAUCUACUAAUGGAUCUUCAGGUUCUGCAGCAUCAAAGCCUGAUUCUCAAUCCCAGCGCCCAUCCCACAGCAUUCAUGUUAACCCCAAAUAUUUGGAAGCAAGACAACAGCUCCAACAACCAAAUAAGGGGCUACUGGGAGCCGGUGCCAAGACGGCAAUAAUUUCUGAUGACGAUGAUGAUGUCGACAGGGUUAACACAAUAGCUAUUGACAAAGGUGCAGGGAGACGGCUGGAUAAUCUUAACUCUAGACCCCGCGCUCAGAGGGACCCUUUUAGUAAUCCUAUUCAUGAGAAGCCAGAUAGAGAUAUCAGGGGCCUUGGAUUUUCCAGCAUCUCACAACAGCCUGUUGGAGCUGGUCAAGUUCGUUCAAAGUCCAAAGGCCAAGAUGGAAUCGGGGGAUCAUAUUAUACUGGAGGUGUUAGUUCUUCUGAAGAGCAAUUUGACAGACGCAGCAACUUUUAUGCAAAUAAAGAUACUCGGCCUCCAGGAUCUGAUCGUUUUGUCUCUGCACUUCUACCAACUCCUGUUAGUACUUCUGAUAGGACUGGUAGGCUGUCAGCUAACAAAAGCUGGAAGAACUCUGAGGAAGAAGAGUACAUGUGGGAUGAUUUACAUACUCAAGGAGCAGAUUAUGGAGUUGCCAGUUCUGCAAGAAAAGGAGAAUUGAUGGCUGAGGAUGGCAAUAUUUCAAGCUUUCAGAGGGCUAAAUGGUCAGAGCUGGGAGACCAUUUGGACCCUGACUUCCGCAAACAAGAUACCAUCCCUAGAUUUGGACAUGAAACAGGCCAAGAUAGAAGAAUCGCAGCAUAUAUGGAUCGUGAAGAGUACCUUCACAGCAAGCGUGAGUUGGAACCAAGAAUAGAUAGGGAAAUGUGGCCUGAAGGACAACAGUUUCCAGAUUCUCGUGUUUCCUCUCUCUGGUCAUCCCAGGAGAAAACUCGCCCAGACAUUGCGCGGGAUCCCAGGAUAUCAAGAUUUUCCAACCAGUCAGCAAGCAUCACUUCAUCUGUACCUGUAGGAUUAUCAGGAGCCUAUGCUGGACGGUCAAGCCUGGAAAGUGCAACUAGUGGUCCUACAACUUUUGGGCAACAAAAACAUAAACAGUGGUCACCUUCCCCGCCACCUGUCCAGGCACCUUCAUCUACUGCAUCAUUUGCGCGCCAGAGCUCCCCAAGCUCUGUGGAGCAUGAUAUGUAUGCUUCCAGAUCAUCUUUCCUAUUGAGCCAAAAUCCCCUGGAGGAACAUAACCAAAGAGCUCAUGCCUUGUCUCAAGGUGCUACGCACUCUCAGGGCCGGCCUAAUCUUCAAGCAACACCACCACAUACUUCCUCGCAGACUCAAAAGCACCCUUCUGUUCUGUCAAAGCCACAUCUCAAGCCACCUAACAAUCUCUUUCCGCAAGACAGUUCAUCAUCAUCGCUGUUUAGGCCUUCUAUCCAUCUGCCACCUGAAGAAGUUCCCUUGCCCAGUGACCCAGCACAUGUAAACUCGGAUCAGGUAAGUGCUAGUAACUUGUUGGCUGGUCUUCUAAAGAGUGGAUUCAAACCGAACACAGGUGAUCAUGCUAGCUCGAGGGCACAACCUCCUCUUCCAUUUGUCAUGCCAUGUCUUCCGGCUGCUUCAGCCAGUGAAAAUGCUACUUUGAAGCCUCAUGUCCCAAACUCUGUUCGCCCACCUUUGCCACCAGGCCCGCCACCAACGCAGAAAGCUGAUAAUCCUGCACCGCUCUCAAGUCUUCUCAGUAGUCUGGUUGCAAAGGGGCUAAUUUCUUCACCGUCCACUGAUUCGUCUGCUGCGUUGCCAGGAAAGCCCAGCAAAUCAAGUCCGAGCACAUCUGGUGUCAGUGCUUCACCUCCACCUUUGCAGAUUGUCCAGCCUUCAGUUGGCAAGGAGAAAUCUGCCCCAAAAAGACUUUGUUGCCCCAACCUGUUGAAAUCAAGACGGCUGACCUUAUCGGUCUUGAGUUCAUGCCAGCACUGCUUCGUGAGUUCCAUACGCAUGUGGUUGACAGCCUCUUUGAUGACCAAUGCCAUCAAUGUAAAACAUGUGGUCUAAGAUUCAGACUUGAAGAGGAUCUCAGUGAACAUGCUGCCAGCCACGAAUCAGGCUCUUCCGAGCCUAGAAACAGUGGCAUCGCACCUGAAAGAUGGUACCCUAACAAGAAGCGCUGGAUUGAUAGAUCACCUGAACCGCAGGACAUCUUCCUGGACUCUGAUACAGAGUUGUGCUCUG
Lolium rigidum is the source of this 2796-nucleotide messenger RNA. RefSeq lists its product as uncharacterized. The transcript has 6 exons. Gene Ontology annotation, molecular function: RNA polymerase II complex binding; mRNA binding. Bases 1 to 2619 code for a protein of 872 amino acids. The record is from RefSeq and is a predicted model, not a curated record. NCBI's taxonomy places the organism in Eukaryota, Viridiplantae, Streptophyta, Magnoliopsida, Poales, Poaceae. Gene Ontology annotation, cellular component: cytoplasm; mRNA cleavage factor complex. Gene Ontology annotation, biological process: termination of RNA polymerase II transcription.